AUGGAGAUUCCAACUGAGUCUGAUGGAUCAUUUACUCACUUUCAACUCGCAGUCGUCUCAAUCUUAAUCAUCAUCUCAUUCUUCUUCUUUCUAUCAAUCGCGGAAUGGAUAUCUGCGAAAAUCAUCCGAGCCGGAAUCAUUGGCCAGAUCGCGGUGGGGAUCAUCUAUGGAAAACCUCUUGCCAAUAUUCUGGAACAUAACUGGCAGGAGACAUUUCUCGCCGUUGGCUACGUAGGGCUGAUCUUGAUCAUCUUCGAGGGCGGUCUACAAGUGAGGCUGGAUCUCUUAAAACAGAACUUCCUUCUUAGUGUCCUCGCGGCUGCCACUGGUGUAUGUUUUCCAAUUGGUCUUUCGUACCUGUUGCUUUAUCUCGGAUACGGAUAUGGCGCAGUGGAAACUUUCAUCAUUGGAGCGGCGCUCUCGGCUACCUCGCUGGGUACGACUUUCUCGGUCAUCUCGUCGGCUUCGGAAGCAAUCGACCUAUCCCAGACCCGAGUCGGAUCGGUGCUUGUCAGUGCUGCCGUUAUCGACGAUGUCGUGGGCCUUGUAUUAUCCAGCGUGAUCGGAGACUUGAAAGAGCUCUCGGGACCUAAUGCCGGAAAUGUCAAUCUUGGCUGGAUCAUCGGCCGUCCGAUCGUGGCAUCCGCAGCCAUGGCGAUUCUCACCCCCGUCUUCACUAAAUGGAUCUUUGCCCCCUUUUUCCGGCGCUUCAUCGAACACAAAUUUGCCAAAUUCGAUCACAUCUCCAACAUUCUCUUGAUGGUCUUUGUUCUGUCGGCAUUUAUCAGUAUUGCGGCAUAUGCGGGAACCUCGGUGCUCUUUGGGGCUUUUCUUGCCGGGACAUUCUUGACAUACCUGCCGAGCAAGCAUCCCGACGGUCCCUUUGUGGUGAUGAGCCGCGAAGAAGGGGAGCAGAAUGCCCUGAAGAGCCCUACUUUCACCCACACGUUCGAGUUGUACCUCUUUGACACGCAGAAAUAUCUCAUGGAACCGCUGUUCUUUGCGAGUAUCGGAUUUGCAAUCCCUUUUGUGUCGCUGUGGACGGGGAAGCGCAUCUGGAGAGGCAUUCUGUUUACCUUGCUCAUGGCGUUCGCAAAGUUUAUCGUCGGCAUGUGGAUUCCUUGCUGGAGAUCCUUCGGGGGGGUGAAGGGUCGCUCGGGCACAGCCGGCGCCACCACACCGGCCGAUGAAAAGAAUGUCGGAUAUGGCCCAGCGUCUCUUGCGGGUCUGCUACUUGGCUCGGCGAUGGUGGCGAGGGGGGAGAUCGGUCUCCUCAUCAUUGAAAUCGGAUACAAUGAAACAAACUACGUAAGUGAAGAAGGCCUCAUCACUGCUGUCUGGGCCAUUCUCUUGAAUACCAUCAUCGGCCCUGUCGUUGUGGGUAAUCUGGUCAAAUACAAAGGAAAGCGUAUCGGCGAGGGCGAAUGGGGUCUACAGACACAGAAUCCACCGCUAUUAACGGAGUCAAACGGACAUCGAGAAGUAUGA
Molecule: messenger RNA, 1488 nt
Organism: Penicillium oxalicum
Lineage: Eukaryota; Fungi; Ascomycota; Eurotiomycetes; Eurotiales; Aspergillaceae
Product: cation:proton antiporter
Exons: 5
Coding region: 1-1488 (495 amino acids)
Biological process (GO): proton transmembrane transport
Cellular component (GO): membrane
Molecular function (GO): antiporter activity
Source: RefSeq, a predicted model, not a curated record